Saccharomycopsis crataegensis is the source of this 885-nucleotide messenger RNA. RefSeq lists its product as uncharacterized. The transcript has a single exon. The coding region runs from base 1 to 885 and encodes 294 amino acids. The record is from RefSeq and is a predicted model, not a curated record. NCBI's taxonomy places the organism in Eukaryota, Fungi, Ascomycota, Saccharomycetes, Ascoideales, Saccharomycopsidaceae.
AUGACCGACCCGGAAACAGGCAACAGUUAUGACUGGUUCACCUUCUAUUUAAGAACCACUUAUGUGUGCAUCAUCGUCACCCUCUGGGCCAUGGAUCAGCCCAAGCAAUCGUACAAGCUCAUCACCAAAAAACUCGAUCUCUCCACCGAUAACUUCGAGGUCAACAAAUACUUCAUGAAGGUCCACGGCUUCAUGAUGCUAUCCACAGUGGUUUUCUUCUUUAUCAAUAUUAGAACAAACUACAUCACCCACAUUGUGUUUCCUUUGGAAGUGGUGUUGUUUGCCGUAUUAAUCAUCGCCAACGUCACGAUAUACUACUGGAACUUCAUCAGAAAGAAGCCAGCGUUGACAAAUAAUACUGAUCAAGAAAACCAACUCAGUGGAGUGGAAAUCCAAUCGCAAAUCGAUGACGAUAACAACAAGAAAACCAUCAAGAUCAUUUUGUGGAUCAUUACCUUGGUGACCAUUGGGAAAAUCAUUGUUUCUCCAUCAUACAUUUUUUACGCCAACCCUGGGAUCAUUGAUGGUAAUCCUGAGACCUACUUGUUUUUAGAUAACAUCAACAAUGAGCUAUUGUUGUACUUGCUUGUGUUGAUCUUGUUUUCCCAACUUCUCACCAACCAAGAAUUCUUUCCAUUAUCAACCAGUUUCUCGUUCAAUUCGUUUGAUGAGUUGGUUGGCAAUUUCAAAAACACUUUCAAGAUCUACGUUCUUAAUGUGAUUUUCUUGACGUUCAUUGCCAGCAAGACGAAAUCAAACUUUUUGUUCAUUGUGUACUUAUUAUGUUUUGCCACCUCAACUCUUAACAACCAUUUGGCUUACAAAAUGUUGAAGCAAGGCCCAGUGUACCUGGCCGUCAAUCUUGACAUUGAAAAUUCCGAAUGA